CAAACUCUAGUACGUUUUUCACCGGCCCACUAGCCACUACCAGUCUACCAUAUUACCAUUAUUCUCUUCAUCUCUAGCUAAAAACUUGAUGAAUAACCUAUUUGGUGGUUUAAUUGUUGAUUGGCAGUUCAAAUUUUGUGUAAAAUCAUAACUAUAAUAGUAAUUUGAAACAAUGAUUAAAGUUUAAAUCAGAUUCUCAAAGGUAGUUAUCAGAAAUUUUGUCCGGCAACAAAUCGAAGGCACCGGAAAAACUUUCCGGCAGAUUUUCAAGACCUCCGGCAUCUAUUCAGGGGCGGCGGUAGUUGACGAAGAGCUCCGGAAACACCGUGCGGCAGUUGCUCAUAGUUCUGGGAAAAUUAUGGCAGCUUGUCUAUAGUUUUGGGAUUUGUUUCUGGUAGUUGUUAUGCAAGUUCAUAAAUUGAAUUUGGAUGUUGUUUGUUAUUGCUAGCAAUAAGCGGUGGAUUAUGCAGAACAUAUUAAUUUGUUUUGAUAAUCGUAAAAUUGUUCUCCCCAAUUUGUCCCCCGCAUAAACCCUAAACCCUAAAAAACCCUCCACCCACUGAACCACCAUGAUAACCACCGUAAUCUUCCGAGAAACAUCCAGAAUUUAUCGACGCCGACCACCAUUCGGUCUCCUAUGGGUCCGGUCCAUGGGAGGUGGGCCUCGAACUACUACCAUGUGGAAGCGGGUGGAAGAAACACAACAAGUGAUUGAUCAGGAUGAGUUUGUUGCCUCCGGAAAGAGAUUUCAUGACUCAGUCUUCAACAAUGAAGUUUCAUCUCUGAAAUCCUCCAACAAUGCGAAAAUCCCAAUUCCCAGAAAUACCCUGUUGGGAAAAUCCCCAAUUUUGGAUUCUAGGGUUUAUGGGGUUUAUCAGUUUCGUUCAUUUUCGACGCAAUCAAAUAAAUUACCCGAGUAUGAAAUGCCAUCUGUUACCUGGGGUGUUGUUCAAGGGCGCAAGGAGAGGCUAGUGUCAAAAGUAAUUAUAUGCGAUUAUUUGAAGACUUUGGGGAUUGUUACUGAUGAGUUAGAGGAUAUUGAGUUGCCUUCUACCGUUGAUGUUAUGAGGGAGAGAGUGGAGUUUUUGCAGAAGAUAGGGUUGAGUAUCGAUGAUAUUAAUGAGUACCCAUUGAUGCUCGGUUGUAGCGUUCGAAAGAAUAUCAUCCCGGUGUUAGGGUAUUUGGAAAAGAUUGGGUUACCUAGAGCAAAAUUAGGGGAGUUUGUGAAGAAUUACCCACAAGUUUUACAUGCUAGUGUGGUGGUUGAGCUUGUUCCGGUUAUUAAGUUCCUUCGCGGGCUUGAUAUUGAGAAGGAAGAUAUUGGAUAUGUGCUGCAAAAGUAUCCUGAAUUACUGGGGUUUAAGCUUGAAGGGACAAUGAGUACAUCGGUGGCAUACCUUGUUAGUAUUGGGGUGAACCCUAGAGAUAUUGGACCAAUGGCGACACAAUAUCCCUAUCUUUUGGGGAUGAGAGUUGGCACUAUGAUUAAACCACUUGUUGAGUACUUGGUUUCAUUGGGUUUGCCGAAGAAGAUAUUGUCACGAAUGUUUGAGAAGCGGCCAUAUGUGAUUGGUUAUGAUUUGCUUGAAACUGUGAAACCUAAUGUUGAAUGUUUGAUCAGCUUUGGUAUAAGUAGGGAAAAGGUUCCUUUAAUUAUAGCGCAAUACCCACAGAUUCUUGGUCUACCACUCAAGGCAAAAAUGUCUACCCAGCAGUAUUUUUUCAAUUUGAAGCUCAAGAUUGAUCCGGAAGGUUUUGCACAAAUCAUCGAGAGAAUGCCUCAGAUAGUUAGCCUUAACCAGAAUGUGAUUAUGAAACCUGUCGAGUUUCUUAUAGCACGGGGUAUACCUGCUGGAGAUGUGGCUAAAAUGGUUGUGAGAUGUCCACAACUAGUGGCUGCGCCACUUGCGAUUAUGAAAAAUAGUUUUUACUUCUUCAAGAGUGAAAUGGGUCGUCCAAUAAGAGAGCUAGUCGAGUUUCCAGAAUACUUUACCUAUAGCUUGGAAUCCCGGAUUAAACCUAGAUAUCAGAGAUUACAGAGUAAAGGGGUCAGGUGCUCUUUGGCAUGGUUUCUCAACUGCAGUGAGAAGAGGUUUGAAGAAAGACUUCAGGGUGAUUAUUUUGAAACUGAGAGUUCUGGCCCCUUGUUUAACAUGGGUGGAAAGUUAGAACUUCCUGGAAGUCAUAAUAAUGUACCAGAUGAAGAAUAUGAAAGUGAAGAUGAAGUGCUCUAUAGGUCCACUGUUUCUCUCUAGUUAGUUUGUCUUGCAUAACUAUGUACCAAAUAUGACCAAAGAUUUAAUGGAAGUCAAAAUUUUGUCA
Spinacia oleracea (spinach) is the source of this 2322-nucleotide messenger RNA. RefSeq names its product transcription termination factor MTERF4, chloroplastic. The coding region runs from base 570 to 2255 and encodes 561 amino acids. NCBI's taxonomy places the organism in Eukaryota, Viridiplantae, Streptophyta, Magnoliopsida, Caryophyllales, Amaranthaceae. Gene Ontology annotation, molecular function: double-stranded DNA binding. The transcript is spliced from 2 exons. Gene Ontology annotation, biological process: developmental process; regulation of DNA-templated transcription. The record is from RefSeq and is a predicted model, not a curated record.